AAUAAAUUAGAUAUGCCAACAUGGUUUGAAUUAGUGUCUCCCUUUUUAAUCGGAGGUAUCUCAGGAUGUACAGCCACAACCUUCGUCCAACCAAUGGAUACUGUGAAAGUGCGUAUUCAAGUCCGAAGCGAACUCAAGGGACAAGGACAAAGCAUCAAUGUCAGCACUCUUGAUAUUAUCAAAGACAUCAUCAAAACAGAAGGACCCUUCGGAUUUUACAAAGGGUUAGAAAUAAUAUAUAUAAUUAGAAUUGGAGCCGCUCUUCUGAGAUAAGUGACUUAUGCUACCACUCGUUUGGGAUUAUAUAGAGCCAUAGAUGAUCAUUAUAAAAGAACACAUGGUAGAAGCAUGAUCUUCUGGGAAAGAUGUUUAGCAUCUUCAUUUUCUGGCUUUGUUGGGUCCAUAGUUGGAAAUCCAGCAGAUUUGUGUUUGGUUAGAUUUCAGGCUGACACUCUCUUACCAGAAGCAUAAAGAAGAAAUUAUAAAAAUGUAUUUGACGCUCUCUACAGAAUUGUUAGCGAGGAGGGACUCCUAACUCUCUGGAGAGGAUCCUUGCCCACAGUCAUCCGAGCCAUCGCCAUGAACUUAAGUAAUCCAACAAUUGAUUUUAUUUUAGGCAUGUUAACAACCUACGAUCAGAUCAAAGACAUAAUCGUAUCACUUCAUGGAAAAGGAAAGGAAGACUACUCAGAUAAACUCUUGUAAAUUCCUCCCCAUAUUCCCAUAGGUCCUCUGCUGCAGCUGGUAUCGGAUGUGCCAUUGCUUCAUUGCCUCCCGACAAUCUCAAAACCAAACUCUAAAGAAUGAAAAAAGAUCCAAAUACAGGGCAAUUCCCUUACAAAAACAUUGGAGAUUGCUUCUUCAAAGUAUUUAUGUCCCAUUUACAACUUCUAGACCAUUUAAAGAGAAGGUGUGACAGGAUUGUGGGUUGGAUUGCCAGUUUUCUACACCAGAGUGGGACCACAUGCUAUGAUAACACUUUUGGUCCAAGAUACAUUAACUUAAAUGUGGAAUCCUCCAAAGAAAAAAAAUUGAUAUUCAUCUAGCAUAUAUUCAAUUAGAUCAUUAUUCUUAAAUAAAA
Messenger RNA from Paramecium octaurelia, 1081 nucleotides. NCBI's taxonomy places the organism in Eukaryota, Ciliophora, Oligohymenophorea, Peniculida, Parameciidae. The record is from the annotation of a GenBank genome assembly.